Closterium sp. NIES-65 is the source of this 2718-nucleotide messenger RNA. The record is from the annotation of a GenBank genome assembly. Lineage: Eukaryota; Viridiplantae; Streptophyta; Zygnematophyceae; Desmidiales; Closteriaceae.
AUGGGAACACCAGUAGCAGAGGCAGCAGCAUCACAAGCUAUGACCUCGUCUGCGUCUGCCGCUGCCCCCGCGCCCCCCAAGCUGCUGGCCGACGCGCUCCACCUCCUCGACGCGGCGUCGCGGCUCAUCACGGACGUGCGCAGCGGCGUGGAUGUGCUUAUAGAGGGGGUUGUGACCGCAGCGGAAGCAGGAGGGGAGGGAUGGGGAGGCGACGAGGAGGGCGGGGGCGGAGCGGCGGAGGUGAUGGGGGAAGUGGAGAGGCGGAUGCGCGGGACCGUGGCGCAGCUGCAGUCCGUUGGCACGCAGUUAGCGCAGAUGGGCGCGUGGGACGCACACGGCACGCCUUCCCCACCCGCCGCCACUGCAGGCGGAGGGGACGGGACCGGGGGAGAGGAGGGAAAGGCGGCAGUUGGAUUGCAUGGUGAUUCGAACGAGGGAGGUGAGGGAGUUAGUCGGGGUGGAGUUUCGAGGAAGGUGGUGGGGGGGGGUGGGCAGGCGGCGCUGGUGUGCGCGGAUGGCAUGCUGGUGAGCUACGCGUGGAAGCGCCACAUCGCUGCUCAUGCCGCCACCACCGCUGCCACGCGCACCGGAGGCGCCCUCUCCCCUCUCCGCCCAUCGGUUCCUCUUCCCUGCAUCUCGCUGUCCGCCUUCAAACCUCAUACGCCGCUGCUCCCCUACGUUCCCAUCGCACUACCACACCAUGGCCACUCCAUGCAUCUUCUUCAACUACUCUUCUUCUCUUCCCUCUCCCCAUCUCCUCCUCCCCCUUCUGCCCCUCUCUCUCUAUCUCCGUUUCCCUCUCUCCACCUCUUCCUCGGCACCCCUCCCCCCACCAGAGUGGCGCUCGCGGCAUUUCAGCGCCACAGGCAGCGCUGCUUCCCGGCCCUCACGGCGCCGCCUCUCACGCUCACUGCACUCGCGCACCACCUCGCGCAGCGACCCACAGCCUGCCCUGCGGAUGCCGCAGCAGUGGGUGCUGGCGGCGGUGGCAGUGGUGGCGAGGGUGCUGCGGGGCCCACCAGUGCUGCCGCUGCACCUGCCCAGCCUGCUGCUCACGGCUCCGCCACCACUGCUGCUGCUGCCGCUGCUGCCGUGAAGGUGGAAGGGGCUACAGUGGCUGGGGGGGAAGGGGCGGGUGGUGGGGGUGGGGAAGGGCAGGUGCAGGCAGCAGAUGGUGGUGAAACUGGGGAAGGCACAUGCGCUGCCACCGAUACUGCUACUGCCGCUGCUGCCCCUCAUGCUGCUGCUGCUGCUGCUGCUGCUGCUGCUGCUGGUGCAACAACAUGCUCAGAAGGAGCAGCAGAAGGCACCUCUGUCAACACAGGUGCUUCUGGGGAAGGUACACCUGCAACUGCUGCCGAUACGCCUGCUGCCGCGUCCGAACCUGGCCGCGAUGGCCCGGGACCAGGAUUGGGCCGAGCCACCCCACCAGCAGGCUUGGGGGUGAUCGGGGCGUUAGUAUUGGGGGGAGUAUCGGGGGAAUGGGGGCAGGGGCGGGGGGAGGUGUGGGGGGGGGGGAAUGCGAUGGAGGCGGACGACCUGGGGGGGGGCGAUGAGAUGAUGAUGCUGGGGGGCGACUUUGGCGGCGAGGACAUGGACGUGGAUGGGCGCGGCGCGGGGGAUGGGGGGGACGGGGCAGGCGCCCAGGCAGAGGAGCAGGGGGAGGCAGGUGGGGCGGAAGGAGGGGAAAUGGGAGGCGGGGAGAGGAAUGAAGGGCAAAGGCCGGUCUCUGGUGCUGGAGAAGGAGGUGCGGACGAGGGAGAAGGGGGUGGGGCGGAAAAGGCAGAGGGGGCAGGGGCGAAGGGAGGUGAAGGGGGGAGUGAAAGCAAGGCAGGGGUUGGUGGUGUUGGUGGUGGUGGUGGAGGGGAAGUUUCAGGGCGUGCAGGUGGGGCGAGAGGAGAACCAAUGAGUGGCGGUGGUGAUGUGGACGCUGCCAAUGUGGGUGGCAGUGGCGAUGGUGGUGGGACUGGUGCUGAUGCGCAUGUUGGCGCAGCGGGAGCCAAGGGCGUGAAGAGGAGGCGGGGCGAGGGGGGCGGCAUGGAGGGCGGCAUGGAGGCGUGCAGCGACCCCGUGCUGCGCGCCGUGCUGCAGCGCGUGCGUGUGGCGUGCCCCUCCUUGCACCUCGCCCUGCUGCGCCGCUCCUCCUGGCCGACCCACCUCAUGGCGCACACUGGCACAUGCGCUGCUGCUGUGCACGAUGGGGGGGGAAGGGCAGGGCGAAUGGAGAGGGGGGAGAGAUACGAGGGAGGAGAGAAUAGGGAGAGGGAGAAGGGGCAAAUGAAGCAGGAGAAAGUGAAGCAGGAGCAAGGAGGGGCGAGAGAAGAAGCACCCCCUUCAAGAAAAGCUCCUUUGGAAUUGCAAGCCUCGCCCGCUCAAAGGCGAAGGCGGGGGCAAGGGGGAGCGCAGAUCAUGUGUCCUCCCGGAGUGAUUGAGGCGAGGGUUCCUGGAGCAUUCCGUGCAGUUAUCUCCCUCAUGCCAGCUGGCACCUCACGAGUGGAUGGGGUCGCUGUGUUUGGGACAGACGAGGUGGGGCCGCAUGUGCAUGCGUGGGGGCAGUCGCACCACAUGGCCUUCCAGCUCGUCACUGCACAAGCACGGCAAGUGGUGCACAAGCUGCGCUGUGCGGCCUCACCGCAUCCCUCCGCAGCAGCAUGCACCACUCCGCCUCUGCAAGGCCUUCUGGUGAGACCUCUUCAACCCGCUCCCUUCCUCUUGUGA